AUGUCUUUACCUUCAUUUUGUCUUGAUAAAGAUUCAGUUUUAAAAGACCCUCCAAAUGAUACAAAAUGGAGAAAUGGAAUUCCAAAUUAUACAAAAGCAAAUCUUCUCUUUGACAAAUAUAAAACAACAGAUCAUCAAUCUGGAUCUUUACCACUUAUUGUUCAAAAUCUUGUCAAAAACUGGGAAAAAGAAGUUAGUCAUAAAACUGAUCCUCGUCAAUGGACAACAGUUGAUUUGGAUAAUUAUCGUUUUUCUUGUAAUGGUCAACAAAAAUAUAGUGGAUGGGAAAUGGUUAAACAAGGUACUUAUAAUGCUCUGAUUGGUCAAACAAAUUAUUAUGAUUCAAAUUUAAUUUCAUUUGAUGAAUCACAUUUAGUUUUCAAAAGAUCUUUAGGUGAAGGUUUUGCUUGGGAAGUUUUAGAAGUGUUUUCUGAUUUACCAACAGUUACAUUUACAUGGAGACAUUUUGGAAGAAUGACAGAUUAUUUUUCAUGUACGGGAUUAUCUGGUUUAACUUAUAAAGCUGAUCCAACAAAUAAAAUGGUGAAAAUCUAUGGAAUGUGUAAAGCGACAUUGAAUGAAAAUUAUCAAUUACAAGAUUUACAAGUCUUUUAUGAUCCAAGUCAAUUAUUUAUUCAAUUAACAGAAAUUUGUCCAUAUGCACCUUUCAUGAAAUUAUCAAAUCAAAAUCAAAAUACAAAUUCAAAUCAAUUAAAUAAAAAAACAAAUCUUAAUGAAAAAAAUUUCGUUUCAAAUGAAAAAAGUUUUACAAAUCCUCAUUCAAAAUUAUGUACAAUCAGUUAA
Messenger RNA from Adineta ricciae, 804 nucleotides. NCBI's taxonomy places the organism in Eukaryota, Metazoa, Rotifera, Eurotatoria, Adinetida, Adinetidae. The record is from the annotation of a GenBank genome assembly.